CAGACAAAAUCUCUCACUUCCCUGUCUCUUUGAAUCUCUCUUGUGUUCAAACAAAGACGAUGUCGAGGAUGAGAACUUCUUACCUGAAACCACCGCUUCCCAAAUCCCCCCUCCGUCUCCGAUCACGCCAAGUCCUCUCAAACUCCUCUUCAUCAUCGAUUCUCCGAACACCACCAGGACUCGCGAAGUUCCAGAAGCCGGAUCUGGAGUCGAAGCUCCCGGUCGAGUACUCAUCGAUCUCAAGCGAGAUCCACGCGAUGGCGAAGAUGGUGGAGAAAGAGUUCGCUCAAGAAGAAGUGAAAUCCAGAGCCUCGAGUCUGGAGCACGUGGCUGCGAACUCGGAGGUGGCUCCGGUGUUCGAGAGAGGGAGGUUCUACGAUGAGUAUUCAGCAAGGAGGAACGAGAGGCUGAGGAGGAAGAAAGGAGGAGAUGAUUCUGUAGUCAAAGGAACUCCUUACAAUCUCGGAGUCGAGCCUAUGACGACUAAGAGGAGAGGAACGGUUAAGAAGAAGACGACGAUGGUUGAGACGACGGCGCCGAGGUAUUCUCUGAGGAGCAUGAAGAAGGAGAACAAGAAGCCUCCGAUUCCUUUGAAUGUUGAUGUUAGUGCGAUGAAGACUGUCACUGCUACUACCAGGAGGGGUAGGAGGAUCUGAUGUUGAUGUUUUAUUAUUGUGUGAAAUUGAAAUUUGAGGUUUUGAUUUCUACAACUCUGUUUUUAGUAUUGUUGUUUUGCUUGAGGGAUUUGGAUUAUUGAAAGUUCUUUGCUU
Molecule: messenger RNA, 770 nt
Organism: Brassica oleracea var. oleracea
Lineage: Eukaryota; Viridiplantae; Streptophyta; Magnoliopsida; Brassicales; Brassicaceae
Exons: 1
Coding region: 60-656 (198 amino acids)
Source: RefSeq, a predicted model, not a curated record